GCGCAGCAGCCGGCCCGGCCCAGCCCUUCCCCAGCGCAGCGCAGCCCCGGGGGGCCAGGCCAGGCCGGGCGAGGCGAGGCGAGGAGCGGGAUGAGCCGCGGGGAGCAGCAGCAGCAGGAGCGGCGGGUGGCCGUGCGGGGCCCGGGGCCGUGGGGCUUCCGCCUGGUGGGCGGCCGGGACUUCGAGCAGCCCCUCACCGUCUCCAGGGUGAGCAGCCCCUGCGCGCGUGCAGACGGCCCGGCGCCUCCCCUCCCUGCCCGCCCGAGCCACCUGCGCCCACGGGGCCCCCACCCCCCACCUGAGGCCUCGGAGGCGCUGGGAGAAGGGGCGGGGUCCUGCUGCCAACCUGUGUCUGGCCGCGGGGAGCCGGGUUCGAGUCCAGCCAGGAGCGCCUCAGAGGCGAACCGGAUGCCGGGGGAGGGUAAAUUUUUGUUUUAUUUGGGGUUUCCGUUGAAUGUGUUGGACAUGCAGCCCCCCUUUGGCUUGUCUCCCACUCCUCUUUGGGACAUUCCAACUUCUGCAAACGCUGGCGAGGCCACUGUGCUGCGGAUGUCCCAGAGCGAGUUACAGUUGUCUAACCGGGAGGUGACUGUAGCAUGGAUCACUGUGGCCAGAACUGAAUCAAAAAUCUGGUCUCCUUUGGUUACUGAAGAAGGGAAAACCAAUCCGUACAAGAUGAACUUGGCUUCCCAGCAACAGGAAAUAAGACACAUAGGAAGCGCACAUAACCGGAGUGCCAUGCCUUUCACGGCCGCCACUGCUUCCAGCGCUGCACCCAAAGUCAUCACAUCUCAGUACAACAGCCCAGCAGGUCUGUACUCCUCCGAAAACAUACAAACCUUCAACCAUGCAGUGGAGGCGAAGUCAUCCUCGAGCGCCCAGGAGCCUGCCGAGAACUAUGUACUAAUGACAUGUAUUCCUUCAUUAAUUUCUUCCUUCCUUCCUUUAUUCCUCCAACUCCCCUACAAACCAAUGCCGACCCACCCACCCACUUUUCACAUGCUUCUGCUGAGCAGUCUGCUGUCCCCACCGGGUGGAUUCAAGGCCCCCUUUGCGACUGUCUAUAACCCUCUUCAGCCUUCUGCUUCUUCCUCCUCCUCCUCCCCCUUGCAAAGAAGGCACAGCACCUCAUCCAUCCCAAACCCAGCUAAAGUGAGCUUAGAGCAGCUGAAGGAAGUGGCUCAGAUCUGCCCAGACAGCCCUGUGGAGUUGGAUGUCCCUGGAUUCAAAGUGCGACACGUACAGUUUAACUCUCCUUUACAGCUCUAUUCGCAGGAAAACAUCCUGGACUCUUUGCAGGGGCAGAUCUCUUCCAUUAGUCCCACUCUCCCCAGUUUGGACCAAUUUCCCCAGUCUUCUGGUAAUUUAGUAAUUGAUAAAGACUCUGAGGUUUACAAGAUGCUGCAGGAAAAUCAAGAGUCCAGUGAGGCUCCCCGCCAGUCGGCCUCGUUCCUGGUUUUACAAGAAAUCUUAGAAACUGGAGAACAAGGAGAUUCUGAGAAGCCUUCAGGAUUUAGAAGUGUCAAAGCGCCAACAACCAAAGUAGCGGCAUCCAUUGGAAACGCUCAGAAGCUGCCCAUUUGUGAUAAGUGCGGAUCCGGCAUUGUAGGUAUGUUUGUGAAGCUCCGGGACAAACAUCGCCACCCUGAAUGCUACGUGUGCCAUGACUGUGGAGCCAACCUCAAGCAAAAAGGGCAUUUCUUUGUGGAGGAGUGCAUCUACUGUGAGAAGCAUGCCCGGGAACGGGUCACUCCACCUGAGGGCUACGACGUGGUCACUGUGUUUCCACAGUGAAGUGGGUGAUUCACCACUGCCGUGCCCCAGAGCACCACUGUCUGUCUUCCACCUCUAAAUUCAAGUUGCAGAAACACUCAGCAAGGCUUCUGCCGUGGACCUUUUUGGUGGCUGCUACCAGAACACUGUGACACAGUAAACUACUGCAUUUUUAUAAUCUAACUGAAUGUCUCCUUUUUUAUGAUGCCACGGUCUCACUGCUUCUGUGUACAUUGCCAAAUACCAACAGUCCACGGAGCCAAACCGCAACACCUUGCUUCCCUUUCUCAUUCAAUAAAGGGGUUGACUCAAA
Sphaerodactylus townsendi is the source of this 2086-nucleotide messenger RNA. Its product is annotated as PDZ and LIM domain protein 1-like. Gene Ontology annotation, molecular function: muscle alpha-actinin binding; actin binding. Lineage: Eukaryota; Metazoa; Chordata; Lepidosauria; Squamata; Sphaerodactylidae. Bases 91 to 1794 code for a protein of 567 amino acids. Gene Ontology annotation, cellular component: Z disc; adherens junction; filamentous actin. The record is from RefSeq and is a predicted model, not a curated record. The transcript is spliced from 9 exons. Gene Ontology annotation, biological process: heart development; muscle structure development; actin cytoskeleton organization.